ACGCCGCUGCAUCUUGCCGUUGUCCGCGGAGACGUAGAUAUUGUCAGGCUCUUACUGGAUCAUGGUGCCAAAAUGGAAGCAAAAGACAGCUUAGGCAGAACGCCGUUACUGAGAGUUAGUCCAGCAGAUGAAGGAGGUGAAAUCAAAUCAGACAUUGUAAGAGAGUUGUUGGAGAGAGGUGCCGUUGUUGGGGCUAAAGACAAGAAUGGG
Molecule: messenger RNA, 210 nt
Organism: Hyaloscypha bicolor E
Lineage: Eukaryota; Fungi; Ascomycota; Leotiomycetes; Helotiales; Hyaloscyphaceae
Exons: 1
Molecular function (GO): protein binding
Source: RefSeq, a predicted model, not a curated record